Messenger RNA from Balearica regulorum gibbericeps (East African grey crowned-crane), 366 nucleotides. NCBI's taxonomy places the organism in Eukaryota, Metazoa, Chordata, Aves, Gruiformes, Gruidae. The record is from RefSeq and is a predicted model, not a curated record.
AUGACUUUCCUCCAAGGCCAGUGCGAGGAUGACUGCUAUUCUCCCUGCAAUUACGGGAGUCUGUACAGCUACCGUGGCUACGACUGCGGGAGCCCCAGUGGCUACCGGGGCUAUGGUGGCCUCUAUGGCUACCGGGGCCUCUACGGCUUUGGGGACCGGUACGGCUACGGAGGUCUGUACGGUUACCGGGGCAUUUAUGGCUCUGGGGACUGCUACGGUUAUGGGGGUCUGUAUGGCGGCUAUAGGGGCUUCUAUGGCUCUGGGGACUGCUAUGGCUACCCAGGCUUUUACUCCGGCCGCUACGGCUACCCCUUUGGUUCACGAUAUGGCCAGAGGUUCGGCUACGGGAGCUGCUACCCCUGCUAA